Messenger RNA from Protopolystoma xenopodis, 1434 nucleotides. The record is from the annotation of a GenBank genome assembly. NCBI's taxonomy places the organism in Eukaryota, Metazoa, Platyhelminthes, Monogenea, Polystomatidea, Polystomatidae.
GUACUCUGGUGUCUUAAUUACUGGCACCAUGAAUCUCAUGCAAAAGAUGGAUCGCUUGAGUCCGGUGUAAGGAUUUCAGAAGCCGCAAGAACUAGGAGCACUAUUUUCCUUGGCUCUGGCAAAGAGCUUGUUAGCUCUGACAUUGUCUCGUUGAAAACAUCUGUACCGGUGGUCAAUCCAACUCCUCUACAUUUUGCAGGUCAGUCUAAUGCUAACUGCCCUAUUGCCACCGAUGCCGCUGUCACGGCGCUCGAUCUGCCUCUGGAGCUCAGUUACGGCUCAUUGUCAUCAAUCCCACGCUCUGCUUUGCGCUCCUCCUCUCCCUCUUCACUUUCCUCCACCAUCUCUCCAACCUCUUCCCUUUCCGACUCUCCGGUUUCGCUUGGCAUCGACCAGCAUCACCGACGCCAUCGUCAGCCAUCCGAGGAAACCAUGCGCAACGGUAAGAGCAGAGACACUGAUGAGUGGACAGGCCGAGGAGAUGAUCACGCAGAUUGCAGCAAUAAAGUCGGUCUUGGCCAAGUAGGAAGAGGCAAUCACGAGCUAUCCGGAAGUCAUGUCCAUAAGAGUAAAGAAGGUGAAGAUGCCGAUGAAAUCAGUGGUAUUCACGGAGGUGCGAGGCCAGGAAGAGGAGCUGUUGACAAUGGUGAUGUAACUGAUAGACGAGGUAAUGUUGGUGGUGGCGAGAUGUCUGGCAUAGUGGAUGGAUUUACGGGAACCAGCCUGAUGCUGCGUCGGUGGCUUUCGACCUCUUGCUGCCUUUGCUGCCUGCCUAGUGAGACAGAUACGCAUACUGCCAGUAACACUGGUUGUGGUUAUCGUUCUGCCACAUCAAACCUAACUCGUCAGGUCAUGGUAGCCGACACGUCCAGCCAACAGGAGUCCCCGAUUGAUCCAGGAAUUUUACCAAGCAAUUCAAGGCAGCCGUCGACUCAUGCCCUAGCAACCCAUUUAGCUGAUUAUCAAAUGGCCGAAUGUGCGACUCAAAUAGAUGUCUGCACGACCAUGAGGGCUGCACUCUCUGCCACAUCAGCCGUAGUAGUUGCUUCGGUUUCUGCUACCAAUCAAGGUGCCCUUUCGCUGAAGCGGCCUAAGGGGGCCGUUUGCGGCCAGAUACCGUGUCAUACAUCCUCUGAGCUUCAUGCCACGCCAGCCAUAACUUCCGUUUUAUCACCUUCAAUUGCCUUUCGCCGCCACCAGGGCCAUCUGCCUCCACUACUGCCCCCCGCUGUUUCAGUGGUCUGGCCCAGUGGUGCUAGCCUUACAGAAUCCUCAACCACGCCGGACAGCCUUGGAGCAGCUUGGCGGGCUUCGCCAGGUAAUCAGCCGGGAAGUCGAGUACGAAAACAACAAGCUAUGGUCCUUAAGUCUAAGUUAUUUGAAUGUGCUAUGCAUUUGGGAUACCGACGCCGAGACGUUCUUCAUGCAGAUUAA